This is a messenger RNA of Colletotrichum navitas, 772 nucleotides long. RefSeq names its product ribosomal protein S12. The record is from RefSeq and is a predicted model, not a curated record. Gene Ontology annotation, biological process: translation. Bases 49 to 576 code for a protein of 175 amino acids. The transcript is spliced from 2 exons. NCBI's taxonomy places the organism in Eukaryota, Fungi, Ascomycota, Sordariomycetes, Glomerellales, Glomerellaceae. Gene Ontology annotation, cellular component: small ribosomal subunit; ribosome. Gene Ontology annotation, molecular function: structural constituent of ribosome.
GAGAGCUCUAGAGGCUGUGACGAAAGCAAUUGGAAGCCGUUGCCCGACAUGGCCAGCACGUUGUUCAGAUCACUCUUUGCUCCGGCGAUGAGGCCAGCGACGUUUCCGCGCGCUGCAUCCCUCCUCACGCCAACCGUGGCCCCCUUGAUCCGCCCCUUUUCAUCUACUCCCAUUCAGAAUGCCACUAUCAUGCAGGUCCUGAGAGGAUGUCAUAAGAAGGGCAAGCGCGCUCGUCACGCUGUCUCCCCCGCCCUGUCCGAGAUCCAGGCUCCCGCCCUCAAGGGCGUCUGCCUUAAGGUUGGUAUCAUCCGCCCAAAGAAGCCCAACUCCGGCCAGCGCAAGACCGCUCGUGUGCGCCUCUCCAACGGCCGUCACGUCACUGCCUAUAUUCCCGGCGAAGGCCACAAUAUCCAGCAGCACAGCGUUGUCCUCGUUCGUGGCGGUCGCAGUCAGGAUUGUCCCGGUGUACGAUACCACCUCGUCCGUGGCGCUCUCGAUCUCGGCGGUGUGGCGAACCGUGCCAGUUCUCGCUCAAAGUACGGCACGAUGAAGCCCAAGAAGGCCACAGUGAGCUAAAGAAACGGGGUUUUCAACGCGACAGAGGAAGAUACAAGUGGGAGAGUGGGAUGUCAAAAAGAGUUAAGGGAGUACGGUUGAAGCUGCGCCCCUACAAAUGUCCGAUUGGAACGGGGCACUUCUACCAAGUGUAAAGUCGUGUACUAUUAUCGCAUUACAGAUUAUCACAAUAUCAAGAGCCACUGAAAGCCGGAUA